ACUGGAAAUCAACUUCACCGCCAUAGGUGUGCAGCGAACCUCCAUGAUUGUAUUUGAGAUCGGGACUCGAUCGACCCACCGAAAGUGAGAAUGGGCGCUUUCCCCGCGAGCUUCCCACGUGAGUGUGGAAUGCUUGCUUAAUCCCGCGUUGGACGUCGAGCACGACCAUGUCCACCUAUGGCGCACGCCCCUCGCCAUCUGCCUUCUCAACACCGGCAUCGACGACGCUCUUCAGACGACUGACAUGGGAGGGAACAGUUCCCCUUGAGAUUCGCGUCGACCCGAAGGAACUUCCUGCAAAUAGCGAUCGCGGAUUGGAAUGUUAUUAUAUUCAAGCACCUCGAGUCAGCUAUCUGCCUUUACUCGUGCCGGAGAUCAAGAAAUUCCUUAUGGAUGUAGUUUUUGAUGAGGCUGCUGCAAGAGUGGUCAAGGAGGAGGAGUGGUGGUUUGAGAGUGAAGAAGGCAACCUACUGAAAUGGCACUGGCCUCUUGGUCUCAUCUACGACAGCCAUACCAUCGCUGCUUCCAUUCGACCUACUACAUCAAGUAGUUCAUUACAAUCAGUACCGUUGCGUCUAGUGCUACAUCUUGUGUCACCGCCAACUGAGAAGCUUCUAUUGUCGCCAAGCGCGGAAGCAUGCAAGCAAGCAUUUAUGGGUCAAAUGAAGGAGGCCGACUUUAUCAGAUGGGGAAACACCAAACGUAUGACCGGCCUCAGGAAGGCUGAACAAGACGGACUCUGGGAGGGAAUCAAGGAACACAACUUUGACGAAUAUUGGCGCGUCGCGUCCAAAGUCACGCCUACUACAACACCAGCUCGAUCACAGUCGCCACCGCUGCCAUCUUCCACAUCUCUACAUACGCGACCCCCAUCAGCGGAUCCACAAACAGGAAAUGGCGGUCCGGAUCGUGACGGGGCCUACAACGUCCGAAACAUCCCCGUGCGCAUCUACCUACCUGACGGACCCGUUAUUCAGGAUGUUGUUCCACCACUACUAGACGACGGAUCGCCAAACUCUCUCCACGAUUUUCUCUCCAAAAACCUGAGCAAGCUGUUCCCAGCAUCUCCAUCCGAACCACCAUUUCAUGAGCUGGCAUACCCAAUUAUUCAGGGUGUCGAAAUACCUGGUGAUGCUGAAAUGGCUUGGCUCGGCGCGUGCAUGGCAGGCGCAGACGGUUGGGUCAAUGUUUGUAUUGGGAUUAUUAGAGAUCAUGGAUCAAGACUGUAGACUAUUCUUUAUACUUGUGACAUUGCUUUGUGAUUCGGAUUGGAUAUGCUACAUCUAUCUUUUAAUUGAUACUACCCCUGUAACUCUCGUGUUUCGCGAAUGCACUUUGGGCUCGAAGAUUCUCAAGGAAUAUCUUCAACCAUUGCGUCCCCUUCGCCAAUCAAGCUGAGCCUCCACC
Somion occarium is the source of this 1407-nucleotide messenger RNA. Lineage: Eukaryota; Fungi; Basidiomycota; Agaricomycetes; Polyporales; Cerrenaceae. The record is from the annotation of a GenBank genome assembly.